AUGUCAUUUAAGGAUGCGAACGUGUUUAUUGGAACUCGAGUUCCCCCACUUAACUGGUUCCAUUAUUGGGAGCGGCAACCUACCGCGCCGACGGGAACAAUGAAAGUGAGGCAGGAAUGCGCGGGACGGGGUCGGGUGGCGGCGGGCGCGGGGAGCUGUCCGUUCCCGGUUCCCAGGCGAGGAAUGCCAGCACGAGCAACAAAGCCUACCGGCCGCCAUUUACCCCGCUCUGCCGCCACCCGGUUCCGUCUCGCACUCAUAAUUCUUCAUAACCCCCCACCUUGGUGA
Molecule: messenger RNA, 288 nt
Organism: Leptosia nina
Lineage: Eukaryota; Metazoa; Arthropoda; Insecta; Lepidoptera; Pieridae
Source: the annotation of a GenBank genome assembly